Molecule: messenger RNA, 1023 nt
Organism: Williopsis jadinii
Lineage: Eukaryota; Fungi; Ascomycota; Saccharomycetes; Phaffomycetales; Wickerhamomycetaceae
Product: short-chain alcohol dehydrogenase
Exons: 1
Coding region: 247-1023 (258 amino acids)
Biological process (GO): acetoin catabolic process
Molecular function (GO): acetoin dehydrogenase (NAD+) activity
Source: RefSeq, a predicted model, not a curated record
UACCAUUUUUGUCCCAUGUGGUAUGAUAGCAAUGUAUGUUAUAGAUCCCAAUGGGAUGUGAUUCUUUGAUCUUCCGAAUUUCAACCUCAACAUACUCAGGCUUCUUUUACCUUUUAGUAAGGCUGAUCAUAUGAUGGACCGGAUAAUGGUUCCUGGAAUAUAAAAGGGAUGAUUCCUCCCUUAACCUCAUCUAAUCCUUCUUUCUUUCGCCGUUCCCUACGACUAUAGAAAAAAAACUUUUUUAUAAUGACUCGUGUUGCUCUCGUCACCGGUGGUGCUCAAGGUAUUGGUAAGGCUAUUGCUGUGCAAUUGGCUAAGGAUGGUUACAAAGUUGCCAUCACCGAUCUUUCCUUCCAAAAGGAGUUGGCUUUGAAAACCGUUGAGGAGCUGAAGAAAUUGGGCACCGAUGCCAUCUUCGUUGAAGCUGAUUCUUCUAAGCGUGAACAACUCUUCAACGCUGUUGAGGAGACUCACAAGCAAUUGGGUGGUUUCGAUGUCAUCGUCAACAAUGCUGGUAUCGUUCAAGUGGCUCCAUUGGAGGAGGUCACUCCAGCAGACUUGGAGAAGAUCAACAACAUCAACAUCGGUGGUGUCCUGUGGGGUAUCCAAGCCGCUGCUAAGAAGUUCCAGGAAUUGAACCAGCCAGGUAAGAUCAUCAAUGCCGCUUCCGUUGCUGGUCACACCGCUUUCGAGAUGAUGGGUGCUUACUCUGCUACCAAGUUCGCUGUUAGAGGUCUGACCCAAGCUGCUGCUAAGGAAUUGGCCUCAAAGAAGAUCACCGUUAACUCUUACUGUCCAGGUAUCGUUCUUACCCCAAUGUGGGAUUUGAUCGAUCAGAAGAUGGGUGAUUAUGCUGGUGUUCCAAAGGGUGAGACUGUCAAGAAGUACAUUGGUAACAUUGCCCUUGGUCGUGGUGAACAACCAGAGGAUGUUGCUGGCUUGGUCAGUUUCCUCGCUGAUGAGAAGUCCAAUUACAUCACUGGUCAAAACAUUAACGUUGACGGUGGUAUUGUCUACAUCUAA